AAAAAGAAAUUUUUCCUUCAAUUCAAUUGAAUUGAGUUGUUGAAAAUAACUAAUUAAACGAAGUGAUCUCGACUGAGUAUUUUAAACAAAUGAUAAGAUAGCUUCAUUUCACAUGAAGAAUGAACUGUAAAUUAGCGUCUUGAAAAAAUAGCAUAAAGCCACCAAAUGAUGGCGUGAGAAAAUAAAGAUAAGCUUUCAAUCUUAUCAACAGUAAGGAAUUUUCCUCUUAACUGAAAGAUCUCAUGUCAGUUUGGCAAAUCCUCCGGGAUUUCUUGCCCAUAGAGGCAGGAAUUACGUGGAAUCCCCUGAGUGAGAUAAAGCUCAAUCUCUUUUGAUUUCAAAUCUACCAUCUCAGGAAUCGGGACAAAAUUAAUAGGCGCUCCGACAGGUAAAACUGACAGAAAGUCAGCAACUGAGCCUGACUUGACCAAACUCCGAUGGGCUACGUAAGCUAGGUCCAUCUCCCCGGCAAAAUUGUAUGCUUUUCGCAAAGUUUCCAUCAGCUCCUUCAUAUCCACAUCAGGCCGUAUCUUGACCUUUGUAGCUGUUCCAGCAAAACGCAACUCGAAGAUGAUUCCGGUUUUUGCUUCCAACUGCCUUUCGUAGGUUACUGAAAGAUACAAUUCAAUUGAAUUCAAUUGAGUUUCCUUUUUCUUGGAUAAUGGUUGUUAACACCUUUUUUAAUAUUUACUUACCUAGUCCAACAUCACUAGGUGAUGCAUCAUCCGAGAUAAACAAUUUUCUCUUACUGUUACUGUUGACAGAAAACAUUAAAUCCCCUUUUAGAGGCUCUCCUACGAUAAAAGGCUCAAAUUUAUUGCCAGGACACCGGAAAACAUGUUUGGCGUAAUCGUCAGGAUUGAAGUUCUGCAGACAAUUAAUGCAAUUAAUAUUUAUGGUGUUGUACCAUAUGUCUUCCAUCUUGGUUGACCCUCUAAUCAUGUUGGAUUGAAGCGGCAUCCCGCAAUCUCGAACUGGACAGCUCACUCGCUUUAUAAGCAAUGGUCCAGAAAAGCUUUUCUCUGGCUGAAUUUUUUCCUCAAUACAGACUCCACAAAAUGGCCUCUUACAAAAUGGCUGGUUAAACCCUCCGUCAUGAAAUUUCAUAUGACGAACAAGUUUAUUACAAAUAGGGCACCAAAAUAGAUGAAUCAGCGAAUGUCCAGAACAUUGUUCAAUACUAACGUCCAUGGUGAUCUGAAAUUAAAGAAACAAAAACACUUUUAAUUAAAAUAUCUAUUUCCUUUAUCUCCUCAAGCUGCUCCUGGUUUAUUGUUCACUUCACUCCUUUAUUAUCAGUUAAUUUUGUUACCUACCUUGUUAGUUUUUCAGCCAAUUGAAUUCAAUUCAAUUCAGAGCUACACACUUUAACUAAAUCUUGAAUCGUUGAUUAAAUCUAGCGAUGACUGUUACCACAAUUUUUUAAUCAAUGAAUUCACAAUCAAUGAUUGAUGCAAAGUUAGUCAUAACCCAAAAACAGCUUGAAUGGUAAUUUUUUUACGCCAUAAAUUACUCACUAUUUUUCACUAACGCCCUCUGGUGACAGCAAUAAGAUUCAUACCUCUUUUUUUAUGUAAAGAACUUAUUUCCUUUAAUUCUGUAAUCCUUCUCUUUUUCCCACCAAAUACUUAGUCCUCAUUCAUCCUAUCUCUCUAAUCAUGCAAGAUACCCUAAAUGAUGUUUUUCAGACCCUAAAAAAGAAUCAUCUGAUUAAUAAAUUUUUUGACUCGUGGUAUAAAGAAAAUUCAUCGACUCUUGUGGACAUAAUCAACGAACUCUUGAGCUCAGACCCUGAGAUUUUCAUCCAGAGAAAAGGAAUUACACAAAUAGUCGUGAUAGGCCUUACUCAACUCAUUUCUAGUGCGAUUUGCUGUGGUGCCCACAAUAAUUUAAUUCCGGCAAUUCAAAAACUUGGCAAAGCAGCCCUUCUACUGGACGUCUCUUUUGAUACAGCCUCAAAUCUCUCAUCGAGUUCAUCUCAAGAUUUUUCGUCUCCUCCUACUGUUUCACAUUCUUUGGUGGACGAACAAUUUGCCAUACUUUCAACUCUUAUAAACUGGGAACCUCCUCAAUCUCUUACACAAGCCAUCGCCCGAAACAUUAGAACUGGUUCACGAAGAGUCAAAUUGAAUUCAAUUCUGAUCAAUCCAAUUCCAGAACGUUUUGUUCCAUUAAUCACUGAUUUAAACAGUGAGAAUAUAUUACCUGUUGUUGUCGACUGGCACUGCCUAUCUCAAUUUACAAAGUCUGAAGAACCACUGAAAAAACCUCUCGCUGCCUACCUGAAUUCUAUCUUACCACGUAAAGAUUUUGUUCUUACUAGUACUUUAAAGCCUGACUGGGGUACCGUCAUUUACAUUUUCGUGAAAUCGGAAUUCUCUUAUAAAAUCUUAAAAAACGAGCAGUCAACUUUCGUGUUAAAUUCAAGAAAAAUUAUUUUCAAACCGCUGGCGAAAUACAAAAGCUGUCCUGAAUGCAGCGUGAUUUACAACAGCACACAUUAUUGCUCAACAUCGUCCACUGGAAUGUAGGGAAAAUGAGAAAUCGGAUGAUCAAUCUCUUAGACUCAGUCAUGUCCAAUAAACAUGACAUUAUUUCAAUCAAUGAACCAUCCCCACUACUAACCGCACAACUACUACAGAAUUCUUUGGAGAAUUUCAAACCCGUAAACGAUCAUUACCAUCUCUAUUAUACCAACAAUCUUCUUACAUUGAUCAAACGCUCGAUCAAACAAAAACAAAUCACUACUUUCAUGGAUUAUCUUAUUCAUAUUGAAUUGAAUUCAAUUCACUACCUCUCAGCUUAUAUAGCCCACGCGGGUUCACGCUUCCGUCACAACCAACAAACUGAUCGGGUAAUCUAAUACAUUAAUGACUUGGACGACAACAUCAUCCUUUGUGGUGACCUCAACGUACAAGACCCUCUUUGGUCCUUCAAUUUCCACACACACUCGAAGUGGCAAUCCCUGUACGGUCCCAAGAAACUUAUCAAUCAUAAUACACCUGAUUCGUCUAAUUAUACCUUCUGCCGUUCUCAUGAUGAUGUUCGUACCUGGAUAGAUACAAUACUUCUUUCUGAUAGCUUUACCAUCCUGCACUCCUCCACUAUUGUCCAAAACUGUGAUCAUAGCAUCUUAGAAGUAAUCAUUCAAUGUCCUGUUAAUCCUCCACCACCUCUACCUAGACAUAGGAAGAUUAUAAAAUUAAAAACCACUAAGCUGAAAUUGAGAAAUUCCCAUAUUCGCCCAAAUUCAUUAUCUCGCAACUCACCCCUGAUAAAGAACAUAAAGACUGUGAUGCUCUUCGUUAAACAUAACUCAUCUACACGACUCAAACCUUGGUUCAAACUCUCGCGCGGCCUACGAAAACUUAACGCCAAAAAGAAAAAACUAACAAAAGACAAGAACUGGGUUGCCCAUGAAGCUAUCUCAGAAAAAAUCAGUAGUAAGCGACAAAAACAUGAGUCUAUUCCAAUUCUCAAUUCAAAAUUUGCCAAUUCGGAUACUAAAGAGUUAUGGUCAUGGAUCGAAAAGAAAUUGCUUAUUUCUUCCAAACAGAAAUCAAUUGACAAAAAUCAAAUUUUGAAUGCCCAUCAAUUGAAUUCAAUUGAUUUUCAGCUUUCCUCUUUCACGACUAAGCCUCCUUCAUAUGACGACUCUGGUUUUUUCCCGUGCAUAGGAAAAUUAUAUCUAACGGAAUGGCAAAAGGCCGUAUCUGAAAGCUACAAAAGAAAGACUUCUCUCAACUCAGAUAGUUUCAACAAUCGUACUUGGACUCAAUUCCUACAGCCAAAUGAACAAAAAAUUAGAACUCUAAUCACCACUAUUUUUGAAAUCUCUUAUAUUCCACAAGUGAUGCGCGUUUUCGGUGGUAUCUUCAUUCCGAAGUCUGACAACAUGCGAAUGAGACUGCUAAAAACUCCAAAUUACAUGCUGAAAAUUGUUGACAUUAUAAUAAGCCAACGUCUUCAACUUUUGACGCCUCUCUUCCUGACUCCGAACUCCCAAUUUGCCUAUCAGAAUAAAGUUACACGUUCCUCCUAUUAUCUGAAAGCAACUCACGGUGAUAUCCUCAAAAAAAUAUUUAUAAAAAUAGAUCUCUCGAACGCUUUUGAUGAGAUCAUUAUCGACACACUCAUUCAAAAACUAAAAACCCUGGAUCCCAGCCUGGGAAACUUAGUUGAAAGUUUCUGCAAAAACAGAUUAGUCAAGAUUACCUUAAAAGAUAAACCUUACUACAAAACCGAACUUAUUGGAGUUCCUCAGGGAUCUUCCAGUGGCCCGCUACUUUUUGUAAUGGCCCUUGACGAUGCUAUACAAGAAAUGAACACUCACUGUACUACACUUGCCUACGCGGAUGACCUGAUGCUUAUUCUGGACACUUCACGUGUGGCUGAGAUUCCUCAACUAAUGACCUUUGUGGCUCAAAUUUUCAGGAAAUUAAACCUGAACAUCAAUCAACAAAAGACCCAACUAUAUGGAGCCAUGUAUGGUAAUUUGAACUCGUUAGAAAUUUUAGGAUACAAAGUAUAUCAAGAGUUCAAUUCAAUUCAAUUGAACUCUUUCAAAGCCUUCCUCAACCAGACAACCCUGACAAAUGUGGCAGGUUUAACUAACAUACUAUGUUACAUGCCACUAAAAAUUAAGAGGUUACUUUUGAACAACCUCCUACUCCCUAAAUUCAACUGUAUUGGACACAGUAUUUUCAAGAAUACUACCACUAACAACUUGCUGGACUCGACUUUCUCGCUUAUUACUCCUACAAUUAAUUAUCUUGGUAUCUGGUCAAUCAGUUCUACAGCCCUUAAAGUCAUCUAUGGCAUAGACCACCCCCUGGUACAGAUGUGGCUAGAAGUCAUAAAAUGGUGCAGUGACAAUCCUCAACUCUCUCAUCAAUUUAAACAAAUUUUACCUCCCGAUCUCAUUACCUUAAAAACUUAUGGAAAACAGACUUGCUCAAAAACCACACCGUCUCCACCGAAAUAUUAUAACCAUAUCCGUGAUAUUCUCUACCGCAAAACUAAUAAAAUUACUAGACAUUCUUGGCACAUUCAAACCCCAUCUUCAUUCUUCCGUCUGGAGAAUGAUUCACAAACACACUGUUUCAAAAUACUGUCACGCUAUCAUGCUUUUCUCUGUCAUGUCCAUUGUCAAGUCAAUAAGGUACUUAACCAAGAAUCUGACCACAUUUUUAUACACAAGGAGUUAGGGACUUAUAUUACGGGUACAUCUCCCUAUGUGAGAGAUACCCAUGCCUUAUUAUGGGGCAUCAGAGAUAUGAAAUGGACCUGGUCCAUGUGUAACGAAGAGCUGAGUGUAAUUAAACCUGGAAUUGAAUUCAAUUCAAUGCCUACUGAACCUGAUUUCGUACCGACCAGUUGGUGGCUCAAGCAACAACGCAUCUGGAUCAAUAAUCAAAUAGUUAACUGGCGACUGAACAAAUCCGAUUUUUUCACUUUUCUUGCCCCCAACAUGCUACGACUUACCGACAAUUUUGGCAGGAUUGGAGACGUUAUGUAUUAUGAUUUACUUAAAAAGCUUGGUUUUCCUCCAUCUGGUACACACACAUGCGGAACAAAGCUAACCUGGAGACAUAUAUUCAUGGAACCAUGCGAAAAUUUAAAAGAAAUCAAACUACAUUAUGGAAUCACGGAUAUUAACUUGGAGAAAAAAUCAAUUCGAGAACGAAUACGAAUCUUACACGCUUUAUUUACCUUUCUAGAUGAUUUGGAGAAGUACAAUGAUCUAAAGAAAAAUGGAGCUCUAAUAAUCUAACUUUUCUUCACAAAUCUUCUUUCCUUUUCUCUUAACUAUUAUUAAUUUUUCCUCUAUUUUCAAUUGAAUUCAAUUUGUUUUUUCUUUCCUACAUUAUUUUUAUUUUGUCGAAAAACCAUUGUAUUAUUUUUCACCUAUUUGUAAACGGUCGCGGAAACCGUAAUUUAUGGCGUUGCACUACGAGUGCGAUGUCCGGGUUCAUUCUUCAUAUGUUCGAGUGAAUCCGUUUGGGAUUAGCGGUAUCCUUAUUCCUGUAACAAGGUGAAAUGUUAAUAAAAUCGAGACGGUUAAUUAAAACUCAAUUGAACAUCGACUAUCCUGUUAACUAUUAUUGGAGGCCAUUGUCAAGCUCUAGCUUUUCAUGAUAUCAAUGAUGAAGAUCAAUGAAAGUGUUGUAGAAGUGUGAUCAUCUUAAAGAUUAGGGCUGUGUUUACAAGCAGAUAGCACUUACAAUUGCCACGUAGUCUUAUUGAACAGCAAAUCCAUGGCAAAUGAUCCAGAGAUUAAAUUGUCAUGAUCCAUGGCUAUUGAAUCGCUGACUGAAAAGUUUCCUGGACUAUUAAAUUCUGGAAUCACAAAAGACACCAACAAAUUGUGCCGAUACAAGGAUUUUCUGUAGGUACAUCUUUUACUGGUGACAAUCCACCUAAUCAGAAACAAUUUAUGAUAUUUUUGACAAUUAAAGAAACUGAUUGCGAAGU
Molecule: messenger RNA, 6474 nt
Organism: Tetranychus urticae (two-spotted spider mite)
Lineage: Eukaryota; Metazoa; Arthropoda; Arachnida; Trombidiformes; Tetranychidae
Source: RefSeq, a predicted model, not a curated record